AUGAACCAGCCAACCCCAGAGGUCCAAGUUCACCUGUACCAGGUGGUGCAAGCUCUGCCUCUGAGGCUGGUGGACGGAGGGAGCCCGUGUCAGGGCCGCGUGGAGCUCCUCUACCAGGGCUACUGGGGCACCGUGUGUGACGACGGCUGGGACCUCCAGGAUGCAGGCGUCGUCUGUCGGCAGCUGGGCUGUGGUCGGGCAGUGUCAGCCCUGGGCGGGGCCCACUUUGGUGAAGGCUCAGGGAACAUUCUCCUGAGUGAUGUGUCCUGCUCAGGACGGGAGCCCCACGUGUCCAGCUGCCCCCACAAUGGGUGGUACCAGCACGAAUGUGGCCACAGGGAAGACGCCGGUGUCGUGUGCUCAGGUAGUACAGCUACCACAUGUACUGUCCGCCCUCCCUGGUGGCCAUUGGGAUUCAAGCCAGAUUUCAAUAAGAAAUUCUUGUGCCCUCUUCUAGGGACAGACCAUGGUUUGGUUCUGAGGCUGGUGAAUGGACGUGACUGGUGCCAGGGCCGUGUGGAAGUCCUGUACCAAGGCUCCUGGGGCACGGUGUGUGAUGACAACUGGGACACCAAUGAUGCCAACGUGGUCUGCAGGCAGCUUGGCUGUGGCUGGGCCAUGUCAGCUCCAGGAAGCGCCCGAUUCGGGCAGGGCUCAGGCCAGAUUGCCCUAGAUGAUGUGCGCUGCUCAGGACACGAGUCCUACCUGUGGAACUGUCCCCACAAUGGCUGGCUCUCCCAUAACUGUGGGCACAGUGAGGAUGCUGGCGUCAUCUGCUCAGCGUCUCAGUACCAGACCACGCCCUGGCCAGCUUCCCAGACCACAUCCAGGCCAGCUACCCACCCUGACUCAACAGCUUGGCCAGGAACAGAAUCUGGCUUAGCCCUGAGGCUGGUGAAUGGACGUGACCGGUGCCAGGGCCGUGUGGAAGUCCUGUACCGAGGCUCCUGGGGCACUGUGUGUGAUGACAACUGGGACACCAAUGAUGCCAACGUGGUCUGCAGGCAGCUUGGCUGUGGCUGGGCCACGGCAGCUCCCGGAAGCGCCCGAUUCGGGCAGGGCUUCGGCCAGAUCAUCCUGGAUGAUGUUCGCUGCUCAGGACACGAGUCCUACCUGUGGAACUGUCCCCACAAUGGCUGGCUCUCCCAUAACUGUGGGCACAGUGAGGAUGCCGGCGUCAUCUGCUCAGCAUGUGGCAGGGUUUUAACCUGAAGUUCAGGCAAGGUUGAACAAUUGUUGUGCCCUCUUCUAGGGACAGAAUCUGGUUUAGCCCUGAGGCUGGUGAAUGGACGUGACCGGUGCCAGGGCCGUGUGGAAGUCCUGUACCGAGGCUCCUGGGGCACGGUGUGUGAUGACUACUGGGACACCAAUGAUGCCAACGUGGUCUGCAGGCAGCUUGGCUGUGGCUGGGCCACGGCAGCUCCAGGCAACGCCCGAUUCGGGCAGGGCUCAGGCCAGAUUGCCCUAGAUGAUGUUCGCUGCUCAGGACACGAGUCCUACCUGUGGAGCUGUCCCCACGGUGGCUGGCUCUCCCAUAACUGUGGGCACAGUGAGGAUGCUGGUGUCAUCUGCUCAGCGUCCCAGGCCACACCUACGCCAGAUUAUUGGCAAACCACUCCUUCCUUUGGGACUGAAUCUGGCUUAGCCCUGAGGCUGGUGAAUGGACGUGACCGGUGCCAGGGCCGUGUGGAAGUCCUGUACCGAGGCUCCUGGGGCACGGUGUGUGAUGACAGCUGGGACACCGAUGAUGCCAACGUGGUCUGCAGGCAGCUUGGCUGUGGCUGGGCCACGGCAGCUCCAGGAAGCGCCCAAUUUGGUCAGGGCUCAGGACAGAUCGUCCUGGAUGAUGUAAAUUGCACAGGAUAUGAGUCCUACCUGUGGAACUGUCCCCACGGUGGCUGGCUCUCCCAUAAUUGUCGCCACAGUGAGGAUGCUGGUGUCAUCUGUUCAGCUUCACAAAUAACGACUCCUACCCCAGGGCCUUCGCCAAGCUGUGGUGGCCUCCUGCUCAAUAUCCAGAGUAGCUGCAAUUAUGAUUACGUGGAAGUUUUUGACGGGCUGCUCAACAGCAGUAACUUGCUGGGCAAGAUCUGUAAUGGAACCGGCCAAAUAUUCACAUCUUCUUCGAACCGAAUGACCGUUCGAUUUCGAAGUGACGUCAGCUUUCAGAACACCGGCUUCUCUGCUUGGUAUAACUCCUUUCCAAGUGAUGCCAGGUUGAGACUGGUCAAUUCCAGCUCCCCCAACAACAGCUGUUCUGGGCGUGUGGAGGUCUACCACAAUGGACGCUGGGGAACGGUCUGUGACGAUCAAUGGGACCUCCAGGAUGCCCAGGUGGUCUGCAGACAGCUGGGCUGUGGACGUGCGGUGUCAGCCCCAGGCAGGGCCCAUUUUGGCCCCGGCUCUGGCCCCAUCACCCUGGAUGAUGUGCGGUGCACAGGGGGGGAGUCUUCGCUCUGGCAGUGUCCAAACAGAGGGUGGUUCACCCAUAACUGCGGUCACCAGGAAGACGCUGGUGUCAUCUGCUCAGGGAUCAGCGGAACCACGCCUGCUCCUGUUCACAACACCACUGGCCCAUCCACAAAUUAUUCCUGUGGAGGCUUCCUUUCCCACCCGUCGGGGCAGUUUUCCAGCCCGUUCUAUCCUGGGAACUAUCCGAACAAUGCCAGGUGUACGUGGGACAUCGAAGUCCAGAACAACGACCGUGUGACCAUCAUCUUCAGAGACAUCCAGCUGGAAGGUGGCUGUAAUUUCGAUUACAUCGAAGUCUUCGACGGCCCCUACCACAGUUCCCCUCUCAUCGCGCGGGUGUGUGAUGGCGGUGGGUCCUUCACGUCGUCAUCGAACUUCAUGUCUGUCCGCUUCGUCAGUGAUGGCAGCAUCACCAGGCGAGGCUUCCGGGCGGACUACUACUCCAGUCCUUCCAACGACAGCACCAAGCUGCUGUGUCUGCCCAAUCACAUGCAAGCCAGCGUGAGCAGGAGCUACCUCCAGUCCCUGGGCUUUUCGCCUCAGAACAUCUUCAUCCCCAACUGGGCCGGGAACUACCGAUGUCAACCCCGGAUAACGGCCAGCGAGGUGGUGUUCACGAUCCCCUACUCGGGCUGCGGCACCGUCAAACAGGUAGACAAGGAUACCAUCGCCUACUCCAACUUCCUCAAAGCCACCAUUUCGGGUGGGGUCAUCAAAAGGAAGAAGGACCUGCACAUCCACGUCAGCUGCAGGAUGCUGCAGGACACCUGGGUGGACAUCAUGUACAUUGCCAAUGACACCAUCGAGGUCAAGGAAAUACAGUAUGGCAAUUUCGACGUGAACAUCUCCUUUUAUACAUCCCCCUCGUUCUCCUAUCCUGUGACCAGCUCCCCGUACUACGUGGACUUGAACCAGGAACUGUACGUUCAGGCUGAAAUCGAGCACUCGGAUGCCUCCUUGGCCUUGUUUGUAGACACCUGUGUGGCGUCACCGUAUCCCAGUAACCUCACAUCUCUGACUUACGACCUCGUCCGGAGAGGGUGUGCCAAAGAUGAAACCUAUUACUCCUACUACUCGCCCUCCCCACACAAGGCCCGCUUCAGAUUCAGGUCCUUCCACUUCGUGAACCGCUACCCCUCAGUGUACCUGCGGUGCCAGAUGGUGGUGUGCAAGGCCUACGACCCCUCCUCCCGGUGCGCCAGGGGCUGUGUGGUGAGAUCCAAGAGAGACCUGGGUGCCUACCAGGAGAAGGUGGAUGUUAUCCUGGGCCCCAUCCAACUGCACACGCCACAGAAGCGGAGCCUGGACCUGUCGGUGGCUGGCGGGAAGGAGCAGGCUGCCUCCCAGAGAUCCUUCCCCACAGCGGCCAUCUUCGUGGGAGCCUUCUUGGUCAUGGUCGUGGUCUUGGCAGCCUUCAUGCUGGGGCGAAGGACACGCUCAUCUAGUGGGCAGCCGCUGAGCUACAAAAUGUGAGGCAGGAAGUGAAUGCAUGCCAGGACCUCUGACACCGGCCUCCGCAUUCUCAGAUGCCAGAGCGAGGAAGAGGGAACUAAAGGCCCCAACAGCACCCACCCGCCGCUGUCUGCCAGGCACGGGCGUGUGGUGGGGACACAGUGGGUUGGAGGAAGGAAGGCGGGCAGCCAGCCUGUUCCCAGACCCACAAACCAGGUGACGGGACCAAAUGCAGCAACCUCUCCAGACUUCCCUGCAACCAUGAGUCUAACACUGCUAUCACCCGAGCUUUCUCUAGAUGGAAUUUCUCCUCUGCCCUUCCACACAGGAGCCAUUCGGCCUGCAGCACAAACCCGAGCUUUGCUUUAGGGUGGAACAAUCUGAAUAAAGAAGAUUGUUUUCAAAGCAA
Molecule: messenger RNA, 4333 nt
Organism: Echinops telfairi (small Madagascar hedgehog)
Lineage: Eukaryota; Metazoa; Chordata; Mammalia; Afrosoricida; Tenrecidae
Gene: DMBT1
Product: deleted in malignant brain tumors 1
Exons: 24
Cellular component (GO): membrane
Source: RefSeq, a predicted model, not a curated record